Molecule: messenger RNA, 615 nt
Organism: Durusdinium trenchii
Lineage: Eukaryota; Dinophyceae; Suessiales; Symbiodiniaceae
Source: the annotation of a GenBank genome assembly
AUGGCAAGUCUACUCGUGGCGAGUCUACUCAUGGCAGCAGAAAGCUGCAGUCCUGCCGGAGGGUGGGAAAGAACGUCGGCGGAAGUACAAUGGGCUGCUGCACAGAUGGUGAUCCAAGGAUUUUCGGACGGCCAAAGAACUUGCGGAGCAGGUUAUUCAUAUAACGACUACAACUCACAGGACGAGGAGAUUUUCAAUCAGUCCGCUUGCGGCGAUGACGAACCCUUAUCUUUCGUCUUAGUUCGAAAUCUUACCAUCCUGAAGGGCUCUGCAAACUGCACGGAAGCUUUGAUUGGAGGAUUCCGAAGUUCUGCAGCAUGUGGAGUGGAUCCUCCAGCUGCUGGCACUGCUGGGACUUACUUUCUAUGCCAGGCUGAAGAUGCUGGCGGACUCUGUAAAGGAGUUCUGAACACGAACGGCAACAUCCAUUUGGGAUUUGAGACGGGGGCUGUGAGUGAUCCUGGCUAUGACUGUUCUGCCGGUAGCACUUGCACAGAUGUCGCUCUGUGUUCCAUCGGCAACACCGGAGCAUCAACCCGCGCUGCACAAUGGACCUUGGUGCUGGCGUUGUCCCGAAUCUUUUUCUGGCUUUCCUCACAGAAUGAUUUGUUUUAA